GAUCCAUUUGAUGGCUGGGCGCAUUCCCCUGGGCACAGAUCGGGCUGCAGUGGCAGGCGAGAUGGAAACCACCUUCAUUGAGAAUCUCAGAUAUGCUGCUGACCUCCUGGCCCAGGAAGACAUGAUUGGACUGGUGGAGCCUAUUAACAACCGCAUCACUGACCCUCGCUACUAUCUGAACACCCCACACCAAGCUGCUGUAAUCCUGGAGAAGGUGGGACGGCCCAACCUGAAACUGCAGCUGGACCUCUUUCACUGCCAGAUCAUGGAUGGCAACUUGUCACGCAACCUGGAGACAUACUUCCCACUCAUCGGUCAUAUCCAGAUUGCACAGGUGCCAGGACGGCAUGAGCCCGACAGCCCUGGGGAGUUGAACUUCCCCUACAUCUUCGAGCUCCUGGAGUCCCUUGGCUACACUGGCUAUGUGGGGUGCGAGUAUGCUCCGAAAGGAGACACUGUGGAAGGUCUGGGCUGGCUGCGCUCCUACUGGGAGAGCCGAGGGCUGCAGCACAGUGGAACCAGCAAGGCAGCCAAAUAA
Messenger RNA from Acanthisitta chloris (rifleman), 538 nucleotides. RefSeq names its product hydroxypyruvate isomerase (putative) (gene HYI). The transcript has 6 exons. Gene Ontology annotation, molecular function: hydroxypyruvate isomerase activity. The annotation marks the transcript as partial. The record is from RefSeq and is a predicted model, not a curated record. Lineage: Eukaryota; Metazoa; Chordata; Aves; Passeriformes; Acanthisittidae. Gene Ontology annotation, biological process: glyoxylate metabolic process.